Molecule: messenger RNA, 1835 nt
Organism: Dreissena polymorpha
Lineage: Eukaryota; Metazoa; Mollusca; Bivalvia; Myida; Dreissenidae
Product: putative nuclease HARBI1
Exons: 5
Coding region: 96-926 (276 amino acids)
Source: RefSeq, a predicted model, not a curated record
CGACGUUGCCAGUAACCGCUCUAUUACCGCGGUGAUUUGUAACCCACCUCUAUGAGCUGGUUAGACGCUGGUUACCACACGGACUACUGACCAACAUGGCGGACGUACUUUUUUUUAGACACAGACGACAGCGACGAUUUCGACGAAUUGACUUACAAACGAAUGGACUUGAUGACGACGAACUGCGCCGAAGGUAUAGGUUUUCUGCCCAGAGCCUUGACCGACUUGUCGACCUCUUGGACCCUAUUUUACGACGACAGACGCGACGAAACAGGUCUCUGUCAACACGGCAGCAGAUACUUAUAACUCUUCGAUUCUUGGCUACUGGGAAUUUUCUUCAGGUUAUCGGCGACACCUUCGGCGUUGACAUAGCUACUGUUUCUCGGGUUAUCACCGCUGUCGUUGACGCUAUUUUCGGACUGAAGGACCGUUUCAUUAAAUUUCCAACCAGCGACGAAGACCGACGCCGAGCGACUAAUGACUUCUUCCGGGUUCGGGGAUUCCCUUCUGUCAUUGGUUGUAUAGACGGAACCCACAUCCGUCUUCUAUCACCCGGGCAGCCCGACGAAGCAGCGUACGUCAACAGGAAACACUAUCACUCGAUCAACGUACAGGCAACUUGUGACAGAGACGGGAAUUUUACAAGCAUGAAUGCCUGCUGGCCAGGAAGCUGCCAUGAUGCCAACGUUUUCAGGAUGUCCAACCUUGGCAGACAUUUAGAUGCAAAUCAUCAAUAUCCUGGACGUGGUUGGCUGUUGGGAGACAGUGGCUAUCCCUGUCGACCAUUCCUAAUGACACCCAUAUUGCAUCCAAGAAAUGAAGCCGAAGAACGGUACAACCAAGCACACAUAAGCACGCGAAACAUUAUAGAGAGGUGCUUUGGUGUAUGGAAGAGGACCUUCCAUAUAUUGCAUGUGAAGAUUUGAAUGAAGCCUGCAAAGGUGACGCGGAUAGUGUUGGCGUGCGCUGUGCUGCACAACAUGAGACGGAUGUGGGGGGAACCGAACCCGGAUGUUCAAGACGACCUUGACGAACAACCGGACGUACAGAACUUUGACAGACCAAUGGACGGACGUGGUGUUAGGAAUAGACUGAUUGAACAGUAUUUUGUAUGAUGUUUAAGUGUUUUUUCCACUAUGUUUUUCAUGUUGAAUGUAACAGUGCUACAUUGAUAAUAAUUUCAUUCUUCUUGUUAUCUCCCUGCAACCCGAAGGCGGAGGGAUAUAGUUUUAGCGUUGUUCGUCUGUCUGUCUGUCAUAAACUUGUCAGGCGUGGGUGUAUACCAUGAACAAGAACCAUAACCCUUUACGUUCUAAAAUAAAGAGUUAUUGCCCUUUGUUGUUUAUAUGGUGUAACUUUUUAGGGCUAUAUCUAAGAUACGAUAAAAGAUUUCUACAUAAAAAAGACAUGAGUGUAUAGAUAUCAGUGUGGAGAAUUGCAAUGCAAUGUUAUUGCAAUUAUUUUCACUGAUAUCUAUAGCCCUGCACUGUGUUACUUUACAGUUACUGCCCUGUUCUUUAUUUGGCGCGUAUCGGCGGGUGAUAUCAAUUCAAGGAAUUUGCUUGUUUCAUUUAUGAAAUUUAUCUUAAAAAUUACUAAUUGUUAUUCUGAUUUCUUUUUUAAAAUAUCACAGGAAAUUUGCUGUUCUUGUUUACAUUGUAUUAACAUUUUUCCUCUGUGUUUAUUAAUUUAAUAAAGUAAUAGUGCAAUGUAUGUGUACUUCAAGCUUUCGAUUGUAUAUAAACAGUAACAUCUUUGUAUAGGAAAAUGAAAUAUUUAUUGCAAUUAAAAUGGUGAAAAUGCAUGAACAUAUGAAGUAAAAUAAAUUAUAAUUG